AUCGUUGUGUUAAUAGAUGAAUUAACGUUUGAUUAUUUCGCUCAACUGUUUUUAAAUGUCAGUUAUACCUCAAUAUCUUGAUGAAAGUCAAUUGACAUUUAAAUAAUUAUUGACAUAAACGUCAGUGAGAAAUAUCUGGAAAUGGCAGACACUGAUCCACAAUUAAAAGAACUUUUAUUCCCAGCAGAAGAGACUUUAUUUGAACAAUUUUUAAGGUUUGGAUUAUAUAUUAGUGCAUUAUACCAAAUUAUAUGUCUAUUGGCAAUACUAGUGGUUUUUCAAAGGGGCCCUUCCGAUGGUAUAGCUGCUUUAAAGGAUGAUCCAAGCGACGUAGAGUGUUCAGAAAAUAGUCCUCAAGUAACCCCAAGGAGACCUCAUAGACCACGAAAACAAGAAAAAAAAAAAAGACGCUGAAUUGCUUCUUUACCUGUACAAAAAAUACAUUAUUGAAUCAUUUUUAUAUUUCUUAGGAAAACUACAUUUAUAUAUUAUUAUUUGUACAAUUCUAAUGAAGUAUUGUAUGCUAAAUAUAUCGAUUACAUUUUAACUAUUUAAGAAAUAUUUAAAAAUAUGAAUGAAAUAAAAUUGUUUUUACAAAAACAUA
Messenger RNA from Bombus pascuorum, 604 nucleotides. RefSeq names its product protein MANBAL. NCBI's taxonomy places the organism in Eukaryota, Metazoa, Arthropoda, Insecta, Hymenoptera, Apidae. Bases 142 to 414 code for a protein of 90 amino acids. The record is from RefSeq and is a predicted model, not a curated record. Gene Ontology annotation, cellular component: membrane. The transcript has 3 exons.